UCGAUAUCAGACUUUAAACGAGUUCACUAGUUUGUUUUAGCAGAAUACAUGGUUAGUUUACUGCCAAAAGCCAUUGACUACACACUCGAAAUAAUAAAUUUAUCAUAACUUCGAUUAAUCAUAUUUUGAUCUGUAAUUAUGAGGUAACUUGAUUUGAGAGCAUCGAUUAUUGAUGAAGCACAAUUUUCUAUUUUAAUCAUGAGUGUUGCAAAAAAAAUAUUGAGUCAAAAAGAAACCAGGGAAUGGUUAAUGAGCACGCAUUUUUGGGGCCCUGUGUUGAAUUGGGGAAUUCCUAUAGCGGCAAUAUCAGACUUUAAAAAGAGUCCUGAAAUAAUCAGCGGUAACAUGACUUUAGCAUUAAUCGUGUACUCAAUGGCUUUCUUGCGGUUCGCAGUCAAAGUUCAACCGAGAAAUAUGUUGUUAUUUGGAUGUCAUACUGUUAACCUAACAGCUCAGAUAAUACAAGAAACGAGGUUCAUAAAUUAUCACUACAUACAAAAUAAAUAAAUCAGCUAUUAAAAACCAAAGAGUCGAUCUCGAUUCGAUGUUUUCCCUUAUCUCCGAAAUCCAGAGAGCCAAAUUAUUCAACGUGCCCCGAUUCGAUGGACGAAUAUAUAAGAAGAGCAAUAAUUUUGUGUGUGGAAAAGGCCAAGAGCCCGCGCAUUUCAGGGGAUCGAAUGUAGUGUGUAGUAUAUAGAAUGAGACGGACGAUGGGAUACUGUCGAUUGUAGCUCAAGGGAGAGACGCUCCACCGACUGCAGGGGUCACUUUAUAGGAUCUGCUACAUCGAAAAAUAUCCCAUCGAAUUCGUAUUCUAUUUUUAUUUUAUUUUACUUUUUUCGGAAUGCUAAGCUACUUGGUUUACGUCUUCCAUAGAUCGACUCUUGUUUCCUCACCCUCUUUUGCCUAUAAACUCCACCCCACCCGCCAAAUAAAUAUAUAUCACCUUAUUAAGCCCGAGCCUUUUCUCUCCCAGGAAUUAAUUCGAGUUUCCAAAUUCUCAGGAUUAUACGGAAUAUUUUAUG
This is a messenger RNA of Cotesia glomerata, 1025 nucleotides long. RefSeq names its product mitochondrial pyruvate carrier 1-like. The transcript has 4 exons. Bases 199 to 507 code for a protein of 102 amino acids. Gene Ontology annotation, cellular component: mitochondrial inner membrane. Lineage: Eukaryota; Metazoa; Arthropoda; Insecta; Hymenoptera; Braconidae. The record is from RefSeq and is a predicted model, not a curated record. Gene Ontology annotation, biological process: pyruvate import into mitochondria.